Molecule: messenger RNA, 1539 nt
Organism: Penicillium cinerascens
Lineage: Eukaryota; Fungi; Ascomycota; Eurotiomycetes; Eurotiales; Aspergillaceae
Exons: 2
Coding region: 1-1539 (512 amino acids)
Source: RefSeq, a predicted model, not a curated record
AUGAUCGAUGAAAACCUGCCGACGUUCUUCCUGAAGAACACCUCGAAGACCCCUCAGCAGAGCACCAUCUACCACCGGCAGCAUGGCAAUGACCCUGAACCCGUCUACACCCUCCGCGCCCUCGACCCUGCCCUCCCCACCUCGAACAACCGGUACGGUGUCGCUCUGUAUGAUCCCUACGUAACGGACGUCGUGUACGGGGAAGUCGCCGUCGUUCCAGAAUGGACACAACCCAGUCUAUCUGCAGACACAAUACGCGCGAAUGGUGGCGCGGCGCCCCCUCCGGAACCCAUCCUCCCUACCGAGUUCACAAUUCAGCUUUACAAUCCGGACCAGGAGAUCAUCGUGAAACAUCAGGCAAAGACGUGGAACAGACCUGCGAGAUGGGAGUUUGAGAUGCCUCAGCGGACUUUUAGAGUCCCAUCUGCGUCAACACUGGACCGAACCCAGAGCGACCCUUCUGCUGCGGACGUGACCCCGAAGUUGCGGUUUAGCUGGCGCAAAGAUGGAAAACUGUCCAAGGACUUGUCGUGCUUGCUGCAUGGCAAGACGUCGACUAUUCCAGACACGCGUAGUAAGAGUCGUGAGCCCGAUAUAACCGUGGCUCUUUUUCAGGGUCUGAAAGAGCUGACUCUGUACGAACCGAAUCUCUACCGGGUGGAAAUGGAGGACUUUAAGGGUCUGGAGGUAGUUCUGCUUCUCGCUGCUGUCGCGAUUCGCGACAUCUUCUUUGGUCCAGCCAAGGAGGCUUUUCAUAUUACUGCGGGCGGGCCCUCAACAGUCGGCACCCGACCACAAGCAACACCUGCAGGAGGACGGAUCCCACAGACCCAGGCCGCAGGAGCAAUUCCCAAUAGCAAGGCUUCGCCGCCUCGGUCGACCAUCCCCGAUUCAAAAUCACCAGCUUCCCAGGCCCGGAAACGACAAGAUGAGCUCGCAGCAGAAGAAGCCCGCCGUACACAAGAGCUUCUGGCCGCCGAAAAACGAUCACGGCAAAAGGCCCAACUCCAGCGCCAAGCAGACGUGGACAAUGAAACCAAACGGCUGCAACAAAUCUACGGCAGGGAAGAGCAGCAGGCACGCCAACAAAAGCCCACCCCAGACCUUUCUCCAAGACCGCAUCUGCCCCCGCGACACAGCGAGCCAUCUCGACCAUCCCCCUACCAAUUCACCCAGUCCUACUCCCAUCUACCAUCUCAAGGUCCCCCUCAACCUCCUCGACACGCCCGCCCUCAAAGAGCACCCCAAAGCGGACCCGUUCCCACUUUCGCCGCCAGUCCCUACCUCCAACCUUCCGGCCGCAUGGACCCGCGUGUCCAGUCAACAGCCCAACUCAUGCCUCGGCCACAGAUCCAGCCCAGGCCUCAGUCCCAUGUAGGAUUCUACCCGACUCCUGCAAGCAGCGGGGCAUUCCCGGCAGCACAGCAGCCAACUCAGCAAGUGCAGCCAAAGAAGAGCAGUUUCUUUGGGUUUAAGCGGAAUAAGGAGGAAAGCAGUGGCCGCAAUCGGCUGGAUAAAAAGCGGAGUUCUAUGUUUUGA